This is a messenger RNA of Ilex paraguariensis (yerba mate), 1308 nucleotides long. The record is from the annotation of a GenBank genome assembly. NCBI's taxonomy places the organism in Eukaryota, Viridiplantae, Streptophyta, Magnoliopsida, Aquifoliales, Aquifoliaceae.
AUGUUCAAGCGCAGAGAAUUCUGUUCUGAUUCAAUUGAUCGAAAACCAAUGAUGGAUAGCCCGUUCUUCAGAAGCCACUAUUAUCAGCCAUCGCGCCCUCACUACUCUCCUUCCGUCAGGGGAAUACCAGUCAAGUCGGUUCGGCAGAACCCCACAACGACGGCGUCAGCGAAGGUCGUUUCAAUACCCGUCCAUUUCGUUGGGUCAGAGACGACCCGCUCGGCCUCCGCCUUGAAGAUCCAGAAGGUCUUCAGAGGCUUCGAGGUGCGGAGGAGUGUGAAGAAAAUCGUGUCUAUCAAGAGCGAAGUCGAUGAGAUUGAACGGAGAAUUUCGGUGAGCGAAACAGCUGAGUUGAUUCAGAGGGAUGAGAAAGAGAGGUUGAGAUUGAAUGAGGCGUUAAUGGCUCUGCUUUUUAAGUUGGAUUCUAUUCGCGGAGUGGAUUCUGGGGUUAGGGAUUGUAGAAGGGCCGUGAUCAAGAAGGCUAUUGCAUUGCAGGAGAAAAUCGAUUCCAUUGUUGCUGCUUCUGAUAAAACGCUAGGUACGGAAAUUAAUGACCAAGUGGUUGAGGUAAAGGUAAAGGUCGAUGAUCACUCUGAAUCUCUUGAUGAAGCUGUUGAUCAGUCCCUGGAAAUUAAAGAUUCCGCCGAGAAUGUUGCUGCUGAUCAAACACGAGAUAAAGCAUUGGGGGCUAAAGCACCUGAAUUCAAAGAUUCUUCUGAUUUGUCGAUUAGUGACAAUUAUUCGGAAAAUGCUGGGGAUGGAAAUCCUGGUGAAUCGGUGCCUGAAAUAGGCAAAUCCGAAGCUCGAGAGGGAGGUGUUGAUAAGCCAGCAGAAGGUUGUGAGAAGAUGGAGGUUACUGAAAUUGGAAUUCAUUCGGAGGUUAAGCCGAAUGAAGACGAUUGUGUUGUGAAGGAGAUUGUUGAGAAUUGCAAUUCAAUUCCGUUUGAGAGUGAAUGUGUGGAAGAAACAAAUCUGACACGGGACUAUUUGGAGUCCUCGGUGCAUCCUCAGAGUUUGAGUGAAGAGGGUGAGAAAAACAAGAGCUCAGAGAAGGUAGCUGAUGGGAUGGCAAUGCAAAGAGCUGAGCAGACUGAAGUUGGAGGGGGAGAUGAUAACAAGAUGAACAGAGAACUAUUGGAGAGGAUGGUGGAGGACAAUGGGAAAAUGGUGAGCUUGAUGAUGCAGCUGUAUGCGAGAAAUGAAAUGCAGACUCGGAUGCUGAACUCAUUGACACAUAGGGUUGAGCAAUUGGAGAAGGCAUUCAUUCGUGACCGCCUAAGAAGGAAGAAGAAGAGUCAUGCUGCUUGA